AUGUACGGAUUCGAGGCGCUUACGUUCAACAUCCAUGGAGGAUACUUGGAGGCGAUCGUGAGGGGUCACCGUGCUGGGCUUCUGACCACCGCCGAUUACAACAAUCUGUGCCAGUGUGAAAACCUUGAUGACAUUAAGAUGCACCUCUCUGCCACCAAAUACGGUUCUUACCUCCAAAAUGAACCUUCACCUCUGCAUACCACCACAAUUGUGGAGAAGUGUACGCUCAAGCUUGUUGAUGACUACAAGCACAUGCUCUGCCAAGCAACUGAGCCUAUGUCGAGCUUCUUAGAGUACAUCAGAUACGGCCACAUGAUUGACAAUGUCGUGCUGAUUGUGACUGGGACCCUGCACGAGAGAGAUGUUCAAGAGUUGAUCGAGAAAUGUCAUCCUUUAGGCAUGUUUGACAGUAUUGCCACACUUGCAGUUGCUCAGAACAUGAGAGAGCUCUACAGGCUGGUGCUUGUGGACACUCCUCUGGCUCCAUACUUUUCUGAAUGCUUAACAUCCGAGGAUUUGGAUGACAUGAACAUAGAGAUUAUGAGGAAUACCCUCUACAAAGCAUACCUUGAGGACUUUUACAAGUUCUGUCAGAAACUUGGUGGGGCAACAUCAGAGAUAAUGUCUGACCUUCUGGCCUUCGAAGCUGACAGAAGAGCUGUAAAUAUCACCAUCAACAGCAUUGGCACUGAGCUUACAAGAGAAGACAGGAAGAAACUGUACUCUAACUUUGGUCUCCUCUAUCCAUAUGGUCACGAGGAGCUUGCUAUAUGUGAGGAUAUUGAUCAGGUUCGUGGUGUUAUGGAGAAAUACCCUCCGUAUCAAGCAAUCUUCUCCAAGAUGUCUUAUGGAGAAAGCCAAAUGCUCGACAAGGCGUUUUAUGAAGAAGAAGUCAGAAGGCUUUGCUUAGCCUUUGAGCAGCAGUUCCAUUACGCUGUAUUCUUUGCGUAUAUGAGGUUGAGGGAGCAGGAGAUCAGGAAUCUGAUGUGGAUAUCCGAAUGUGUUGCACAGAACCAAAAGUCCAGGAUCCACGACAGUGUUGUCUACAUGUUCUGA
This is a messenger RNA of Microthlaspi erraticum, 1056 nucleotides long. NCBI's taxonomy places the organism in Eukaryota, Viridiplantae, Streptophyta, Magnoliopsida, Brassicales, Brassicaceae. The record is from the annotation of a GenBank genome assembly.